Messenger RNA from Fusarium pseudograminearum CS3096, 2298 nucleotides. RefSeq lists its product as uncharacterized. NCBI's taxonomy places the organism in Eukaryota, Fungi, Ascomycota, Sordariomycetes, Hypocreales, Nectriaceae. The record is from RefSeq and is a predicted model, not a curated record. The transcript is spliced from 6 exons. The coding region runs from base 1 to 2298 and encodes 765 amino acids.
AUGGUGUCGCUCAAAGCAAUUGUUGUCGCUUAUGCGGCGACGAACCUUUUGGGUGUUGACGCUGGUUUAUGCCGUCCAUCAACCAGGACUUCUCUGACCUCUAGCGCUGAGACCCAGACAUCAUCCCCGCUAGUUCCAACUUCUACCUCGGACAACAGUGACAUCCCGACUGAUACGACAUCAAAGGAUCCCAUUUUAUCGACUGAUGGAACAACUGUCACCGAUCCUAUGACAUCUGGAAGCGCAACUUUGUCCACGAGUGAAACUCUCAGUUACCUUGCGUCUUCAGAAACUCUGGCAACAUCGGAUACUGCAAUCCCAACAUUGUCGACUAUUGUAACCUCAAACACCCAAGUAUCCGAGGAUUCCACGACCUCGGGUAGUCCUAGUACGUCAAGCGAUCUCACGACCUCUGGUGACUCUGGUUCUUCCACCGAGUCUACUGACCCCACCACGUCGGGCAACCCUACGACAACUACUGAUGCCGCAACAUCUGCUGAAACUACGACAUCUAUUGAGUCCACCACAACCGCUGAUACUACAGCAACUGUCGAUACCACUACCACCGCUGUCGACACCAGUACAGCCGCUGGUACUACCACAACUGUCGAUACUACCACUACUUCUGAAGAACCUACAACUACAACUUCAGUCUGUGUUAAGCCCACCGAAAUGCUCAGACAGCCCGGCUUUGAGCCCUCUGAUGAUGGAGACGUCUGGGGAUUCUACUGGGGCGGCGGCUACAUUACCACUGACGCCGAUGAGGCUCGAACAGCCGAUGGGCUAGCAAUUUUACCUGUUCCUGACGCACAAGAACGACGCAUGGAGCAGCGUGUACAUAUCGUGCCCGACACAGAGUAUACAGUCAGCUUCUACUACGCUGUCGCAAAUCCACCAUCGUUCCAAACUCAAUGCUUCCUGUUUGCUACUUUCGAUUACUAUACGACAUUGUCCCAAGUGCCCCUACCAUCAGACACGGACUACCACCUGUACUCGGCGAGCUUUAUUUCGGCCGACAACCUGGAUCCGGCUAUCGAAAUAGGCGUCUCUUGUCCUCAAGCAAACAAUGGCUACACUGCUACAGUCUACAUCGAUGAUGCCUCAGUUAUGAAUGCCAAGGCCUGCGAUACCACUCCGGUUGACCCUAAUGAUCCCCCAAAGUCCACCCUUCUUGUCCCCGAACAACCAGAGGAACCUCGCUGCCCCGUAAAUGUCGCUCGAGUUCCUGGUUUCGAGCCUGAGGACGGUGAGCAGGCAUGGGCGUUCUACAACGGAGCGGGACAGUUUACGCAAGACACAUCUAAUGCUCGAACCGGCGAAUGGGAGGCGCUCACCAGUGAAGCCCAGCAGUACUACAUCUACCUUGAACAACAGUUUAGUGCACAGGAUCUUGAAGCCGGCGAGACAUACGAUUACCAUUUCUUCUGGAAACCCAAAACGCUACCUGACAACGGGCGCUGCUACAUCUACGGUGGCUACAAUGAUGCUAUUGCAUUUCCUCAUACCGAAGUUGAAUUUGGAGCAACUUCGUCAACUGGGUACACCAUCUACUCAGCUCGCUUCCCCAUGCCAGCCAAUGACCUCCUUCUCCAAAUCGUCUUCUACUGCAAUUACAACGCCGGCAAUCAGCAAUUGGGAUCUGUCUAUAUCGAUGACACUGCACUGAUUAAAGUUGGUGGCUGCGAAGCAUAUCCUAUGACUGGGGCACUCAUUGAAAACCCCAGUUUCGAGAUCCGAGCGACUGGGGAUAGUUCCUAUGCUUGGUUCGGCACCAAUGGUAUGGCUAUCAAGGCUGGAAGCGCAUCCGACGGCUUCUCACCUAACAGCGGUAACAACUACCUUAUUCUAACUCAGCCUAGAUACGUUCAACUUGAAUCCAUAGGGGAACCGGCCACACUGACCAAACCGCUGGCAAAGUCGUUGAAUGCAGGUCAAUCAUACACUCUCCAGUUUAACUGGGCGGCUGGGUCAUCGUAUACACCCGGUGAUUGCUCCUUCACAAUCGCCUUUGGUUCGGUCACUCAAGUCCUCGGACUAGACGACUCGAUCGAUGCGUAUCAGUAUCAACAGAUCGAGACCAGUUUCACGGCGACUGGAGAGGUCAAGUCGAUGUCUCUCACUGUCUCCUGUUCAGCCUCUGUCGUUGACUUUGCCCUUGAUGACUUUCUCCUACACUCAACCAAGAUUGGCGACGAGUAUAAUUCAAGAAUCGUUGAUAGUAUAGAUUUCAUAGUCGCCCAAUUGGCCAUGUCAAGCUUCGCACAGUUUCGUACACGCGAUAGACAGAUUUUGCUUUGA